UUUAAAAUGAAACAAAAUUAUUGUAGAAUUUCUUCCUCGGCUGAGCUGAGCUGAACAUGGGUUAGUAACAGUAUUGUGACGGAAGAAGAAGAGCGCUCGCUAGUAGGAUAGGAGUAACUCACUGCCACCUACCCAGCAGCUGCCCGACAGGCACCGGAGGGGAGGGAGAGGCCAAGAGAAGAUCCAAGAUGUCUGAGGUGGUGGCGAUGGCGGGACAGGCGUACAUGAGACAGCUGCAGACCCACCCGCUGCGCACCAAGGCCAUCACCUCCGGCGUCCUGGCCGGGUGCAGCGACGCCGUCGCCCAGAAGAUCUCCGGCGCCACCAAGCUCCAGCUCAGGAGGCUCCUCCUGAUCGCGCUAUAUGGAUUCGCAUAUGCCGGACCCUUUGGACAUUUCCUCCAUAAGCUUAUGGAUAGGUUUUUCAAGGCAAAGAAAGGAAAAGAAACUACAGCCAAGAAGGUCUUAGCGGAGCAGCUGACCGCAUCUCCAUGGAACAACAUGAUGUUUAUGAUGUAUUAUGGUCUGGUGGUUGAAGGGAGACCAUUUGGACAAGUAAAGAGCAAGGUGAAGAAGGACUAUGCAUCUGUCCAAUUGACAGCUUGGAAGUUCUGGCCAAUAGUAAGUUGGAUCAACUAUGAAUACAUGCCACUCCAGCUCCGAGUUCUUUUCCACAGCUUCGUCGCGUCCUGCUGGGCGGUAUUUUUGAACCUAAAAGCAGCAAGAUCCAUCGCUAAUACUAAGAAGGCAUGAAAGGAGCUAUAUAUGCUACGGAUCAAACUUAGAGCAGAUGCCAUCAUCGAUCUGUAUUGCCGUUUGAGAGAAAAACGAUGGAUAGAUAUGUAGGCCAAGUGCCGAAUUUCCUUUUUAUGGUUCCUAUUCCCGCAGGAAUUGAAUUAUGUUGUUUGCUGCGAGUAGUUUGCUCCGUUUGUCGGUGUCAUCCGUCUGUACUUCCAGUAGAACACGGUUUGUGCACAAAGAAUGGACGCUCUUGUUUGUAUGUGAACGGACAAUAUAUGUAUGUACUCUUAAACCCUAUGAUUAAUUAGUAAUGAUGGAAAUGCGAUGGGUUACGUCGCAUUGCGUUGAUGAAA
Molecule: messenger RNA, 1093 nt
Organism: Phragmites australis (common reed)
Lineage: Eukaryota; Viridiplantae; Streptophyta; Magnoliopsida; Poales; Poaceae
Product: peroxisomal membrane protein PMP22-like
Exons: 7
Coding region: 189-752 (187 amino acids)
Cellular component (GO): cytoplasm; membrane
Source: RefSeq, a predicted model, not a curated record